Molecule: messenger RNA, 1062 nt
Organism: Neoarthrinium moseri
Lineage: Eukaryota; Fungi; Ascomycota; Sordariomycetes; Amphisphaeriales; Apiosporaceae
Exons: 1
Coding region: 1-1062 (353 amino acids)
Cellular component (GO): cytosol
Molecular function (GO): glyoxylate reductase (NADPH) activity; NAD binding; hydroxypyruvate reductase [NAD(P)H] activity
Source: RefSeq, a predicted model, not a curated record
AUGUCGAAGCCUAUUAUCUUACAUAUCGGGGAACCGAUCAAAUACAACCAAGAUUAUUACGAUAACGAAUUCUGCAAACGAUUCCGGGUGGUGCGAAAUGAGUGCCUGGAUCGAGCAUCGUUUAUACAGGCUCUCCAGGAGAGAAAGUUUGGCGACUUCUCUGCGAUAUACCGACCACACUUCCAGACUGGUGGUGAAAUGGGGGACUGGAACGAAGAGCUCAUCACACUGUUGCCAUCCUCAGUUCGAAUCUUUGCCUCAGCCGGCGCGGGCUUCAACUGGGCUGAUGUCGAUGCUAUGGGUCGGCGUAAGAUAUGGUACGCAAACGGUGCCGGCGCGAGUGACGAGGCAGUCUCGGAUACCGGCCUGUACAUGAUCCUAUCAGUUUUUCGCAAUUUCACUCGAUCUCAGUUAGCUGCCCGAACAUGCGACCCCGACCAAUUCAACGCCACACACAAGCUCAUAGCGACCAUAUCUGCCAACCCUCGAGGGCAUGUGCUUGGUAUAGUCGGUCUAGGAAACAUCAGCAAGAAGCUUGCUUACAAGGCAAAGACUGCACUUGGUAUGAAGAUACACUACUAUGACGUGGUUAGGGCAUCUGACGAGGAGGAGAAAACGCUUGAUGCAACUUUUCAUUCCUCAUUGAAUGAACUCCUGGCAGUGGCGGACUGUGUCAGUCUACAUACACCGUUAAAUUCACACACCCAGGAUCUGAUUAGUACCGAGGCAUUCGCUGCAAUGAAGCCUGGAUCACGGCUAAUCAAUACCGCACGAGGGCCUGUCGUUAACGAGGAAGCACUGAUCAAAGCGCUGAAGAGCGGCAAAAUAUCCGCCGCAGGUCUUGACGUACAUUACCAUGAACCUCAAGUCUCGAAAGAACUUGCAGCCAUGGAGAAUGUGACACUCACAACGCACAUUGCAGGAGGUGCACUGAACACAAGAAUCAACUUCGAGCUUAACGCUAUGAAGAAUAUUAUGGCUGUCGUUGGGGACAAGGGAGAAUUCAUAGGAGAGCCCCUGACACCCGUAAAUAAAAAGGCCUUUCAAUCAGCAUCGGCUUGA